Molecule: messenger RNA, 1479 nt
Organism: Antrostomus carolinensis (chuck-will's-widow)
Lineage: Eukaryota; Metazoa; Chordata; Aves; Caprimulgiformes; Caprimulgidae
Gene: SPARC
Product: secreted protein acidic and cysteine rich
Exons: 10
Coding region: 55-951 (298 amino acids)
Biological process (GO): anatomical structure development
Molecular function (GO): collagen binding; calcium ion binding; extracellular matrix binding
Source: RefSeq, a predicted model, not a curated record
AGCGCCUGAAGUUUUCUCAGCCCUGCUGCCGGGACUGCGAGGGCUUGCUGAAAGAUGAGGGCCUGGAUUUUUUUCCUUCUCUGCCUGGCAGGCAAAGCCCUGGCAGCUCCGCAGGAGGCUCUGCCUGAUGAGACAGAGGUCAUCGAAGACCCCACCACAGAGGAGCCGGUGGGGGCCAACCCCGUCCAGGUGGAGGUGGGAGAGUUUGAGGAACCCACAGAAGAUGUAGAGGAGAUUGUUGCAGAGAACCCCUGCCAGAACCACCACUGCAAGCACGGCAAGGUGUGCGAGGUGGAUGACAACAACUCACCCAUGUGUGUGUGCCAAGAUCCCUCCAGCUGCCCAGCCACCGCCGGUGUCUUCGAGAAGGUCUGCGGCACUGACAACAAGACCUAUGACUCCUCCUGCCAUUUCUUUGCCACCAAGUGCACCUUGGAGGGAACCAAGAAGGGACACAAGCUGCACCUGGACUACAUUGGGCCUUGCAAAUUCAUUCCUGCCUGCCUGGACACAGAGCUGACCGAGUUCCCCCUGCGCAUGCGGGACUGGCUCAAGAACGUGCUGAUCACCCUGUACGAGCGCGAUGAGGACAACAACCUGCUGACCGAGAAGCAGAAGCUCAAGGUGAAGAAGAUCCACGAGAACGAGAAGCGCCUGGAGGCUGGUGACCACACCGUGGAGCUGCUGGCCCGUGACUUUGAGAAGAACUACAACAUGUACAUCUUCCCUGUGCACUGGCAGUUUGGGCAGCUGGACCAGCACCCCAUCGACGGGUACCUGUCCCACACUGAGCUGGCCCCACUCCGUGCCCCUCUCAUCCCCAUGGAGCACUGCACCACCCGCUUCUUCGAGGCUUGCGACCUGGACAACGACAAGUACAUCGCCCUGGAGGAGUGGGCCAGCUGCUUUGGCAUUAAGGAGCAGGACAUAGACAAGGAUCUUGUGAUCUAAACCCCCAGCUUCCUUCUCUGCUGCCAACUUUGUCUUGUUUCAACCUUCCCACUUCCUUCAGUUUUUAAACGGCUUUUGUUUUGUUUUUUUUUUCCCUGGGAACAAGGUGCUAAUAUAGAUCUAAAUAUAAGUAGUAACGGUGCUAAGAGAAAUAACAGUCCUCCUUCAUAGCCUCAUCUAUUACCACUAGAUUACUCACUCGGCUGUUUCCACAAGCUCUUACCAGCCCUUUCUCUCUGACAUGUCUUUACCAUUGACUGACCCUGUUCCUGGCCUAAAUAUCCGCUCCAUCUUGGUAUCCGCUCUCGGAUGGACUUCUCUUAACUUCUUACUAACAGCAGGUUCUUGGACACGUCAGCGUAGAUGCAAAGACCUCUCAGCUGAUCCACCACCCCCAGUUACAGAUCGCCAGCGAGGGAAGGCAGAGCCAGAGGAUGUAGGAGGAUUGGGCUUUUUGAGCAGAGCAGCUGUUGGUGACAUUGUGGUCACCCAGCUUAUGGUAGGGGGGAUGAAGAGGGGUGAGAAAGA